CUUAGAACGCAAAUGUAUUUAGACCAUAAUAUACAGGCCGCUGGGUAUUGUGGCUCACUACGGCUGCAGCACAUCUUCCAUGGUAUGACCUCUUCUUGCAAUAAAACGAUUUACAUUCUAGAUCGCUAAUCGAAAUCCAACUCUGUUAUUAUAAAAAUUUACCUUGGUAUCCACCCGCAGUCAUCCUUUCCUCUUUUAAAGUAGCGCCGA
Molecule: messenger RNA, 210 nt
Organism: Acanthoscelides obtectus
Lineage: Eukaryota; Metazoa; Arthropoda; Insecta; Coleoptera; Chrysomelidae
Source: the annotation of a GenBank genome assembly